Messenger RNA from Plectropomus leopardus (leopard coralgrouper), 3656 nucleotides. RefSeq names its product CLOCK-interacting pacemaker a (gene cipca). Gene Ontology annotation, biological process: negative regulation of circadian rhythm; negative regulation of DNA-templated transcription. Gene Ontology annotation, cellular component: nucleus. NCBI's taxonomy places the organism in Eukaryota, Metazoa, Chordata, Actinopteri, Perciformes, Serranidae. The record is from RefSeq and is a predicted model, not a curated record.
GGAUGCAAGUUACCGGUAAACCUCAGAGAAGAAGUAACUAGACGCUACAACAGUCGAGUACCUACAACUGUGCUAAAACGACAACGUUUGCUACUCGUAGAUGCCUCUUUGAACGGAUAUUUAUUUCAAUCAAAGGACGUGUUGAAGAGGCAAGCAUGAGCAGUUUUAGUAGACCUGACAGACACAGGACACCGACAUUCACCAGGGCAGCUAACCUUGGAGCAUCCAAGUCUGACCUGGAGAGAGAUUCAGGCUUCUCAGAUGCCAGCUCUGAGUACCUCAGUGCGGUCGAUCUGACGGACUCUGAAGAUGCAGGAAGGAACGGGUCGAUAGUCGGCCAGGACCCGACUGGUCCGCAGGUGACUGUGAUGGGAGGCUCGUAUGCUGGACUUUCUCCAAUGAUCAUCAUGAAUAACUUUGUCUUAAAGCAGCCAUCACAGAUGGCUCCAGCAGAAAAACAGUGGGGCUUUCCUUCACCUUUGGAGGUGAUGCCUCAGUCACAGGUGGUUCUUCUUCAACCCAUGGUCUCAAACGGUAGCAGCAGCUCUCCAAAGACUAGCUCUGAAAAUAUCCGACAAUCCAAAAGCUACGUGCCCAUCCUCAAGUCUUAUCCCAAAAUAGCCCCACACCCAGCGGAGGCGCCCACUAAGAGGGCAGGGUCUUCCAAGUUGAGGGUGAGCUCAACGUCAGGAUAUGAUCAGCGACAGAGGAGGCACCACCAUGGCCACAGGCUCUACAGCUCCCCCAGCCCGCAGCCACCACCGCAGACUCCUGUCAAACCCGUCACCACCUUUGAAGCAGCAAACAACCAAUCACAGGCAGCUGAGAGUCAGGAGCAACUCUGUGACAAGUCUCUGUCCCCGCCGGCAGGGACCGGCUCUCUGCUCCCCUUCACAGAUGAAUACAGGACAGAUAUUGUCUUCAACGGGAUGGAUGUAGACCAGGACGACACCCUCUCAGUGGACACGAACAAACUGAAACGUUUUAGUAAUACCUACAACAUUCUCAACAAAUCUGGCUUGCUGGGGAUCACCAUGCGCACAAAGCAGCUGAUCAAGGAGAAUAAGCGCACCCAAGGCGAGCUGCAGCAGCUUCAGGAGCAGACGGCUCUGCUGCUGGAGGCUCUGAGCAGCGGAGACCCGCAGCUUUGGACUAAACUGCAGCUCUCGCUUCAACGUUCAGACAAGGAGCAGUGUGGAGCUAAAGCUCAGAGUGUGCCGGCAUAGAGCACUGAUGGUUACGACCAGCGGUUCUUAAUCAGUGAGUCACAAGAUGAUUUAUUGAAUGUGAACAUAUGUCUCAAAUCUUAACAACAAAAGCUGUCGAAUACUGUGCUCACACCGAACGCAAUGAACAUUUUUGUGUCUCGUUACUCGUGCGUACGCCCCUGCUGGGGGUAUUUUUGGAGCAUUUUGCAACUGACAAAAAUUUGCCUUCAACAGCAGUGGCUAUGGUAGCUAGGAGUGGCAACUAACAGCUAACUUUGGUUUGCAGUGAAGCACAACCGAAAACCGGAUGUAAGAAGCUCCGUGCUUUAAAGCAAAGUGAAUCAAGACGGGAACUCUCAGCACAUUGCACGCCCUCCGUUGUUUACUUUCCACAGUAAAAGACUAACUUAUUACUCAGAGCAUUUUGCUAGGAAGCAAUUAAACAAAAUAACUUACACAAGUUACGAACAGUGGACAGCUUACAUAUUUUUUCAGAUCUAACCCUAACGUGUUAGCUUUGCUCACUAAUCUCGAGCCCUCCAAAUCGUUAUUUGUUCGCUCUCUCUGCAGUCAGAUACUGAUGCAAAGUGUAGCUCCGCGUGUCCUCAGUGACAUACUUCAUCCUUCAUUUCUGAAUCUCGGUAAAGUCAGGAGAAUCUCAACGCUAAUAGGCUAUUGCGACACAGCAUAAUGCAAGUUUUAAAAAAAUUCAACUUGCGCGAUGGACACGAAGACGUGAAUUUUGCAUUCAUUGUCCAACAUGCUCAUCGUGCCCCCCGGCGUGAAUUUGCAUCUCUUUGUGUUUUUGCAUUAAGUUUGCGUGUAAACUCUGCAUGAAAUGCUCCCAUCGCGUUAGGUGUGAACACACCAUCAGUGUGAAAUAUCCAUUAGCAUUUUAACUAAACAGACAUCUUAUAACUAAAUUAAACUUUCACACUUUUUUUUAGGACAGUUGAAAUCAUCUCAGUAUUGAGAACUGCUGAAGCACACAUAAAGUGGCAGUAAGGAAGCAUGCUUACAUUUUAAACCCUUGCCUAUAAUGAAUUUUCUUGCCUCUGCUGAUUUCAAUUUCGCAAGGAUCACUUGCAAUAGGGCUAUGGCUUCUAUAUUUUGCAUAAAACGCAUGUGCGCAUCACGCGUGAGGGCAUAGAGGGUUAAUUCCUUAUUCAUGCCUUGAUGUGAUUGCUUUAGAGAAAAUAUCAGCAUCACUUUUACUUUUUAAAUUAAGUUUAAAAAAAUCCAUUGUGGAUAUAUGUGGCCUGCGUUUCAGGUUCCUCGUGACUGAGGUCUUGAAACAGGACAGUGUAUUGUCCUUUCUUUUUUUUUCUUUUUUUUUUUUUUUUAAAUAUACCAUGUUUUUAUAUGGGAUGUUAAAUGAAGGUGAAUGAGCAGGUGCCUCUUUGAUGAGGAAGUGUAUAUAAUAACAGUUUCUGUUGUCAAACAGAAGCUGGGUAGCUCACAGAGAGUUCAGACGGCAGGCACAAACAUGACUUUUACUUUUUCAGUAAUUUUCAUACUUUUUGUCAGUAUUAUUUAUUUAUAGUACCAUGUCAGACCAAGACGAAAGCUGUGUGAAUAAUAUAACUAAACCAAGCACAUUAUAAACCAGUUUGUCAGUUCACUGGUGGAGCAAGUUUCUUCUUAUUGAAAGACAUAUUUUAAGAAGUUAACUAGGCAUUCGCGAAAGCUUAAACUGUAGCAAGUGAAGUGCUGUAGCUAUAUAUUUUUCUCUUGACUUUGCAUAUGUCGUUGCCAUGUUCAUUCCUGCUGUUUAAGCGUAGUUUUGUGUAUUAAUUAAGGCAAAGAAAUGACAACUGAAUAGUUUGAUAUUACAGACUCUUGCACUUUAGAUUACUGACACUUUUUCUAGACAAAUGUUACAACUUGUAUCCAGAAAAUGAGCAUUCUGUCUUGAUAAAACAAUGUGAAUAUAAACGUUAAUCUGGAUGCCUGUGCCUUUUUUAAUAUGCUCAUGUUUGCACUUCAUGUCAACGCUUCAGCAGCUUAGAUUGUGAGUUUUUGUGGAAGAAAGUGGAAUGUAAAAAGUCUCCAAAGAGUUAAUAUUCUUAUCUGAAACAAAACAAAUCACGCUCUGGCUGGGAGAUACAUCCAGAGUUGAUGUAGAAAGAUGAAGACAAGUAAAGUCAUAAAUGGUUUUGUUUCAAACGUUAAGUCGAAACCAGAUGUUGUAUUAUUUAUUUCAGCAACAAUACUGUACUGUUGCAAUGUUUUUUUUUAUUCAUGAGUAGUUGUAAACCUAAGAAAUAAUCCUUGGUUUUGAAGGUUAAAAUUCUUUUAAGGUUACUUUUCAGAGAUUAUUUUUUCCUGUUGUUGUGAAAAGUGCUUUCUGUGUUGUUUCUUUAGAAAAUGUCACUUUGGCUAAUAAUGAACUGUCAUAAAACUCUGAAGACCAUUUCCUCUCAGUCGUUUAUUCACCUUUGUGCAUCA